Messenger RNA from Lytechinus variegatus (green sea urchin), 4481 nucleotides. Its product is annotated as exportin-4-like. The coding region runs from base 62 to 2299 and encodes 745 amino acids. The transcript is spliced from 13 exons. Gene Ontology annotation, biological process: protein export from nucleus. Gene Ontology annotation, cellular component: cytoplasm; nuclear pore. The record is from RefSeq and is a predicted model, not a curated record. NCBI's taxonomy places the organism in Eukaryota, Metazoa, Echinodermata, Echinoidea, Temnopleuroida, Toxopneustidae. Gene Ontology annotation, molecular function: nuclear export signal receptor activity.
UAUUGAACUGUCCUUGUCAUGUCCUUGUUCAUUUCAGCUCCACCAAGAUGACCAACAGUACAUGGAAGCAUUUGAUCAGCUGUUAGAAUGUUGGACAUCCCUGCUAAGUGAGGCCACCCACUUCCCUCCAGCAUACUUCUGUAGCCACGCAAUCCAGAUAUUCAACUGCUACCUCCAGAGUCACUUGGGGGCGCCAGAUGGAACUCGGGAUCAGAAACAGAAUGGAGAUGCAAGUGAAGAUGAUGAAGAUGAAGAAAUUAACGAAGUGGAGGAAGAUGAUAGAGAUCUAUAUGCUGAUCAGCUGAUAAGUGUAGCAGCCAUGGGCAGAGCAACACCACAACAUAGUAUACCUAUAUUAACAAAGUUUCUGGAAGACAGAGCACACAGAUUACACAAUCAUCUAAAUAGGCAUCAGCACCAACAGCAUCAUAAUGUAGAUCUAGAUAUUAAAGGGCUUCAUCAAAUAUUUGAAGACGUCCAUUGGCUUACGUUAAUAACAGGCCACCUUCUAGCAGACGACUUCCGUGGCGAGACACCGAUCAUUCCAGAGCAGCUUAUACGAUACUCCCAGCUAGAAUCUCAACAUGUAAAUACAGAUGUCACACUAAAGGUUUUAGGUUCAAUACAAGAAGACCCCUCUUCAAUACCGGGUCAUGAAAAGGCUGAUAAAGUCAUUAGGUUAGCUGCAGCUGUCCUCCGUAUCUCUGAGAUUGAGAGGAGGGCCGUUCAGGCUCAGCUAGGUGAUCUAUGGAGUCCUCAGGUCGGUAGUACAGUCGUUUGGUUUCUACGGCGAUGGCUCUCAUCUUAUCUCAUGCUCAACGAAUCUUACUAUCAAGAGCUAAGUGUACCUUUAGCAGUUUGUUUUGGUAAGGGUACUGAAGGGAGUAAUUGGCUGACUGGUUUUCUUCUUGAGAAGUGCCUUUCAAAUCUGUCGGUGUGGAGCGGUGAGCAUGAACUAGCCAACGAUACAGUGGAUCUUCUAGUAGCUCUGGUGGAGAAAAAAGAAAGAUGUAUACCCGCUCUGCAGUGUGAGAGCUUCUGGACCAUAGCUAAGCAGCAUGCAAGCAGUUCACCACCCCUAGACCUUCUCCCUCUGGACAUCAAAUCAAAUCUGAUGAAAGCAUUGGUCCUGGCAGGGUCAUUAGCGAACAACCAAGAGAUCAAAGACAGGUUUAUGCAGGAGGUCCUUCUCCCAGUCCAGAAUCGCUUCAAGGGAUUGGUCCAGCAGGAGGACUUUGUCAGAAAAUCCCAGGAUGAAUCCCUCAAGUCAACCCUCUGCAUGCUUCUGAGCCACAUCCGGGGCAUCGUCAUGGGAACCCGCUUCAACUCCGCCGAUGAGCUCUUUCUCUUCACCAUGCCCCUUGCCACGGAGUCGGUUUCACUCAUCAGGACCUAUCAUAAUUGCUCUGAUGUUGUCGAGAUGGUGUUGGAAAUGUUUCUUGAGAUGGGCAGGAGACAGCUGACCUACCUCAAUAAGGCAAACUCCUUCAAGCUGUACGAGAUCUCACUGUCCCUCCUGGAGACCUACAACCAGUGCAAUCUUGGUAAGCAGACGCACGAUAUCCUAGCGGAAGAAGAGCAGUACCACGACAUAUCCAUCCUGAUUGAGCUACUUACAGAGAUCAUCUCCAAAGACAUGACUGAUUUCCUGCAUGAUGAUGAGCCAAAUCCAGCAAGCAAUGUUUCUGCUCCUGAUGUUGUCCUGUAUGGCCUCAACCUUCUUCUACCUCUUAUUAAUCAUGAACUUCUCAGGUUUCCAACCCUAUGUCAGCAGUACUUUCGGCUCGUCACAUCCAUCGGUGAGCUGUAUCCUGAGCGUCUUGUUCGCCUACCGGGUGCGCUCUUCCAGAACCUCAUGGCGUCGAUGGAGGCAGGACUGACAGAGUUUGGUAGCGACGUUUCCUGUAUGACCCUGGAUGCCCUGACGUCCAUGGCCGAACACUGUGCUAAGAAUCGUCAAGUGGUGGCGGGCUCUCAGCUUGAUCAUGCCAUGGAGCACUUUCUAAGGGUUUUAUUUGAUACCAUCGUGAGGCAGAGCUUUGAUAUGGAUAUCAUUCCAGCGGCUGGAGUUGCUUUCUACACACUCAUAUGUAGCCAUCAUGAAAAGUACAGUGAGCUGGUCAACAGCAUCCUCCGUCACCAACCAGAUCCUUCCAACUAUCAGCGAUUAGCUACAGCUUUCAGUCAGCUUACACCAAACAAUGAAGUCUUCAAUCUGGACCGUGCCCAUCGUAUCAAGUUCCAAUCCCAACUGGAGAGUUUCCUAGUCAAUGUCAGACCGUUGCUUAUUGUCAAGUGAUGGCAGUGUCCCAAGAGGGGUUGCAUGAACCCUUGGUGUCAGAGGUAGUGCGAUUGGUUCUUGAGGAUCGUCUCCUCUUCGUGGUAUGGCUUACUGCUCAAAGACAUUUACUCCGUUGAACUUGCCUUUAUGUCUGGCUCGCGCCCCUUGUAUCAAGUUCCAAUCUUAGCAGGAGCGUUCCCUUGUCAAUGUCAGAGCAUUUGCUCAUUGUGAAAUGAUGACCAUGCCUGAAGAUGAAUUGACCCGAGAUGUCAAGGUUAGCGCGAUUGGUUCUUUGUGGUUCACGAUUUCCUCUUUGUGGAAUGGUUUAUUGCGUAAAGACUCGUUAAUAUCUAUGUUGAACUUGCCUCUUCUGUUCAUUAUACGAACCACUUUGGCAUUAAGACAGCAUAUGCCCAAUAUUGCUGCGUUCUGUCUGGGCUGCUCACAACAUUCCAUCUCGAUCAGUGUUAGGGUUUCUAGAACUAAAGGUUCAAGAAUUGAAGGUGUAGGAAUUCAAUGAUUGUAACAUAACAGUCUUGAUAGUCUUUAUUGAAGGUCAUUGAAACUAUCAGCAUUGUGAGGAUCAAGGACUCGACAACUGAAGCAUUUUUGUACAUUGAUGACCUAGAUCAAAGAUCUUGCCUAUUGAGGAUGAAAACUAAGGUUUAAGAAUUCAAGAAUUUUUGUAUCUUUAUGAUCUUGAACUGAAAGUUUAUCAUUGGUAUCAACAUUCAAGAAUUCUUAUUUGCCCGUGUUGAACUUGCCUCAAGAAUAGUUGAAAGUACCAGAAGGGUAAGAUUAAAAAACUGAAAGGUGUUACAAUCUGAGCAUUUUAUUACCAUGAUGAUGUUUAUAUGAAAGUUGCAGUUCAAGUGAUAAAUGUGUAAUUAUUGUAAAUCAUGUUGUCUACAAAACACAUUGUCUUCCUCUGUCUUGGUUUACUCUGUAAAACGUAUCAGAUUACCGUGAAUGAAUGUGUUGUAAGGGCUUGUCUCAUGUUUGGUAACGUCAGCUUAUCUAUACAUCCCAGUGUUGUAUAAGAACAUGCCCUAUGGUGAUCAUAGGAGUGUGUUCAGAUGGAAAUUCAAAUAUUCUGUAUGGUCACUCCAUGGUGGAGUAUGAACAUGACCAGUAUUGAUCAUAGGAAUGUGUUCAGAUGAAUUGAUUAAUCCAAGUUUUCAAGUCUUUCAAUACAACUUUAAUGUACUUUAUAUUACUGUAUAAACAUGCCUUGAGAGCUGAGAUGGAGCAAUCAUUGCUUGUUUUCUUAAAUAGGCAAGUGUAUGUGCUGAACAUAAUUUGGUUAUUAGAGUAACCUGUGUGGGAGCAAAGGGAAAUUUUGAAACAUGAGAAAUCUUGAAGAAAAUCUCUUGCUCAAACUGUGUGUGAAUAAUAAAACAAUGUAUUUUGUACAUGAACUUUAUUAUUUGUAUAGUUAAAGCCUUAUUUCUGUAUUUCUUUGUUUUUUUCUUUGCUGUUAGGUCGAAUGUUCGUGUUAUAGAAACUAUUACAAUUGAAAAAGCAAAACUAAAACAAACAUAUUGAUAAUAUACAUGGAGACUACAAUUUAAAAUGUGAAGAGAAGUGAUUAUUAGGGGGAAGAUGUUUCAUGUAACUGCUUGAGAGCUACACACAUUAUGAAUGCAAGGAACAUGCUCUUUGUUACUAGAUCAGGUGCUACAAUAUGUCAUUUAAUUCCCAUCUGCUAAAAUCAAAGUUGAAAAUACGAUAUCUGCAAAAUAAUACAUGUAUUCUCAUCAUUAAAAAGCAUCUCAAUACAAAGUCAUUAGUAAAAAUGUUAGGUGGUUGAUAGGACAUUUAGCUCCAUAUGUUGUAAACAAGCACAUAUUUGGGUUUUCUGAUUAAUUGCAGAAGAUCAUGUCAUCAGUCAUACACAAUUAAGUCGUAGGUAACGUACAAAGAGAUGUAAGAAACAAUCGUCCUCUUUUGUGCUAGACAUUUAUUGGCAAUUACAAGUUAAAAUUGAGCUCUACUAUUGUUAUCAGUAUAUUUGUGUAUUUAUUUAUCUUUUUGUUCUGUAGACUGUAGCUACUUGCCAGUAUAAAAAAUAUCCAGUGUUAGGUUGGAAAACUGAAGAAAAAAAAGAUACCCCUCCAAACACACACACAACAAAAGUGUGUUAACCAUUCCAAUGAUGUGAGUAGACAAUGUACAGAAUUACUCUGUUUAUGUGUAACUU